Pelobates fuscus (common spadefoot toad) is the source of this 4135-nucleotide messenger RNA. RefSeq names its product CCAAT enhancer binding protein beta (gene CEBPB). Lineage: Eukaryota; Metazoa; Chordata; Amphibia; Anura; Pelobatidae. Gene Ontology annotation, biological process: regulation of cell differentiation; regulation of transcription by RNA polymerase II; DNA-templated transcription. Gene Ontology annotation, molecular function: RNA polymerase II cis-regulatory region sequence-specific DNA binding; DNA-binding transcription factor activity, RNA polymerase II-specific. The transcript has a single exon. The record is from RefSeq and is a predicted model, not a curated record. Bases 130 to 990 code for a protein of 286 amino acids.
CGGUGAGGUGACUGCACGGAGCGAGCUGCACUCAGAGCCGGUCACAGCCAGCACGAUCUCCCCCCUAGUCCCCGGGAGGUGCAGGGGAGCCCCCCGAUCACACAGCCCCCUCCCCCCCCCUCCUCCUUCAUGCACCGCCUGCUGCACUGGGACCCGGCAGCAUGUCUACCACCCCCGCCGGCAGCUAGAUCCAUGGAAGCGGGACACUACUACUGCGAGCCAGCACACAGCAUCGCGGAGUGCCUGGGGGGCAAGCCUCACCGGCGGGGGGGCCCGGAGCCCAGCAUCGGGGAGCACGAGCGAGCCAUCGACUUCAGCCCCUACCUGGAGCCCGGGGCGGGGAGCGGCAGCCCGGCGGCGGUGGUAUCCGGGGGGUACGAGCAGCCCUGCGGGGACUUCCUCAUAGACCUGCUCUCCGCGGACGAUUACAAGGGGCUCCGCAAGGGGGCGCUGCUCUACUCCGGCCUGGCCAAGCAGCACCCCCACACUGGAUUAUUGGGGGGCUCCGGGGACAGCAAGGCAGAGCCCCCCGCUCUCCUGGAGAGCCUGGACUGUUACAAGGGCCCCCGGGGGCCCCCCAAGGAGGAGCCGACCAUGCAGAGCGCGGGGUCCCCCUUCACCAUCAGGUCGUUUUUGGGGUACCAGUCUGUGCCCAGCGGGGGGAGCAGCUCCUCGGGGAGCCCCCCCGGGACCCCCAACCCGGCCGACCGCAAGGAGGGCAAGUCCGGCGGCUACAAAGGCAAGAAGGUGCUGGACAAGCACAGCGACGAGUACAAGAUCCGCAGGGAGCGGAACAACAUCGCCGUCAGGAAGAGCCGGGACAAAGCCAAAAUCCGCACCAUGGAGACCCAGCACAAGGUCCUGGAGCUCAGUGCCGAGAACGAGCGCCUUCAGAGGAAGGUGGAACAGCUCACCCGAGAGCUGACAACGUUACGGAACCUCUUCAAACAGCUGCCGGAGCCCCUGCUGGUCGCCAGCGGGCGCUGCUAGACUCCGCGGGGGCGGGGCGAUCAGGGACACGCCCACUGUGCUUCUUAUACCAGACUGUAUCACAUGGAUCAGCAGCAAUGCCCCCUCUAUUAAUGGGGAGCCCCACUCUGCAGAGGAUGUAAUGCCCCCCACCAUCAUGUACUGUAGUCUUAUAUACAGUAUGGGGGGGUGCUGGAUAUUGGGGAAAUUGUGGCUUUUUAUUGUAUUUUGUGAUGUUCCUUAUGCUGGAGGGAAAAAGACCUGAUAUUGGGGGGGUUGUUGGUGGGAUUUGGUACUGAAAAGGUUAAUGCGCACAAUAUUGUAAGGGGAGGACAGGCGUUAAUACUGAAUGGGGGUCACCUGCCUGUAUGUGUAAUAGCAGCUGAAGUUCACUCAUCUGGAAGCUGCUGCAGAACCUCUUUGCUGUAGGUUGCCGUGUCUUGGCAGGGUUUGGGUUGGUGUUGGUCUAAUAGCCCUCUGUGAGUGGCAAAGCAGGUUUCUACAGUGACCCAGAUUUCUGAACUAGAGGGGCUUAUUCUCUAAACUGCGAAUUGUGGUGAAUGAGCUACGCAAAACAAACACCUGCGCAGCAGUUACUGAGAGAACUUCUAUAUCUGAACAAUUGGCUGUUCAAGGAAUAAGCCCAUUUCAGUAUGAUGGUGACGCCCGGCAGAUCUGUACAGCUGUACUUGCAAUCCUUAUUUUACUUUGAGACUUUGUUACAAGGGGCGUAUUCACUAAAAGGCGAAUUGUAAACAGAAUUGCAUUUAAGUUCACCACCAUCGUUGGUGCAUAAACCCCUUUGGUAACAAUGAUGCUGACGGCUUGUGUAAUAGUAUAAUUAUGUACUGUUGGGCAGAUGAUAUGGCUCUUAGGAGGGGGUCUCAGGAAUAUAAGCCCCUCUUAGACUUAGAGUUUGUCAAGCACAGUGUCCCGCUCCUUAAUAUUAAAAAGGGAUUAAUCUUCAGAGUCUCUGGGAAUGUCAUUGUCAGUACCCCUCUUUCAAUCCAGUGUUGCACCCACUAACUGUGCAUUGGGCGUUUAGGUAGCAAUCAGAAUUUGUAUUGAGUGGGGAAAGUGAACAUGGAUCACUUCUAGCUGCUAUGUAUGUCCUAUAUGUGGAUUUUUUUUAUUUAAUGCUGAACAGCAAAACAUGCACUGUGUAUAUAGUAUGCAGCGACCCAUCCAUCAAGGUUCAGGACCGCAGAUAUUUUAUAGGGUUUGUAUUGCACCCAGAGCAGAGACUUUAACAAUGUUAUCUUGGGUUUUGUCUCCCUUGGUCUGUGGACACCCAUUGGGGUUUGAGGAAGUCUGUAGGGUUUAUUAAAUAAACUACAACUUGUAGUGAAUUGAAAAGCGAAUUGUAAGAUUUGGGUUAAAACCACCAGAUUUGGGGAAUUCUUCCAGAUCUGCUAUUCUGUUUUCAGUUUACUGCAAUUUUUAGUGAAUAGCCAUCUGUUUUGAACACUUGUAGUAAAGCUUUCUGGUGUGAGACCGUUAAUCUAUCUGCUUUCUGUGUACACAAUGCUUUAAACCCCUUGGACUGUCUUAACUGCGCUUUGGCACGAAUGACUUAUCACCCCAAAGAGGUCUAUUUACUAAAUGACUAGAAGCAGCAAGUUUGAAACCACUGGGCAUAUUAAAGCCAAAAUUGUGAAGUUGGUGAAAUCUGACUUUUAACUUAAAUUUUUUUUUUUGCCUAAAUUGAGCAUGCCAGUUUGCUGUUUAGCGAAUAGACCACGCAAAGUUAAAUGGAAACACGUGCUGAAAGACUAAAGUGUGCAAAAAUAGCUCUGUUAAUGACAAGCUAUUCCCAUACCAGCCAAGGUGAAUUUCCCUUGUUUUCUCAAAUCUGAUGCAAUUCUGUAAGAGAAGGAGAAAUCUCAUACAGCCCUCCUUGUGUGUAGUGACAUCAUAUCUGAUGGCAAUGCAAUGAACUGUACUGUGUGGGUUAUCAUGCUUAUUACAGACAGGCAGCAACUCUGUAUAGCAUCCCUUAAUGCACGGUACUCUGCAAACCUGGGCUAAGGCCAGCGUGUUCAUUUGUAGCUUGUAAGAUUUGCUGGCCGAGUGUAAUAAGAGUUGUAAUCUGUUCAGAUGGAGCACAGGCAAUAAUUGGACUCUCAGCCACAGGGAAAACGCCACCUUUGCCAAGAAUCCCACUGGUGUUGGUGCAAUUAACUCCCAUCAAUCCCUUUCCUCUAACCUGGCUUAGAAUGAUGGGUUAGGCACCGGUGCUAUUGCUGCAGCCUUAAUUUGGCACUUAAUGUUUAAUACCAUUUUAUGUUUUUAUUUUGGGCACUUUGACAAUAUUUGGGAGAUUUAAAAGACGUUGGAUAUUGCAACGAACUGCACUUUGACGGAACUGCAUUUAAAGAAAUCACAAAGGGCACUUAAUAUAUUUCUUUUUUAUUAUAUUAAAAAAAAUUAAGUCUUGGGUGUUAAUGGUAUAUUGAAAAAACAAACUACGUUUUUUGUUAACCGUUCAGUCAAAUGAGUCUUGAAAAGCACCAAAGGCAGUAGGGGAGGCAAUCUCUCAGCGUAUAUACCAUCCAUGCCUCCUUUCUGAAUUUAAAAUGUAAAUAGUUUUAAUCGCCCAGAGAUAUAAUUUCAUGGCAAUGUUCAAAGCCUUUCAAUUAUUAUUAGUUUCUUAAAUACAGAGAGAGUGCAUAUUGUGUAAUCCCACCCUCACUAGCACACAAGUUUAUAGUGUUACUUUAAGAUAUGAUAAAUGUUUUACACUCAGUGAUGCAAUACUUUAAGCAAGGCUAAGAAAGGUCUGCGUAUUCCGAAUGAUGCAAUAUUAUGUAACUCAGCCAUGAGAGGUGUAAUCUUUUUAAAGAUGUUUUUUGUUUUUCUAAAAAAAAAAUAAUCUAUUUCUGUAUGAACAAAACAUUUUGUAUAUUUUGGGAUCUUUACAUUGAAAGCAUUGAUGAACAAUUGUUAAUAAAUUUGUAUGCUCUCGUUUGCAAAAAUGUGAAAAAAAUAAUUAAUUUGUUCUAAAUUAUUUGUAUUUGUACAAGAAAAGCCAUAGGUAAUAGCUACUACACCUAGGCCAUGGAGCUACAGCCUGUCAUGAUGCGUAAAUGUCAUUUUUUUCUUUUUUACACCCAAUCUGCCUGUCCAGUCUUUAUUCGCCAUUAAAACUGUUAUAUUUUUAUAUUGA